AUGGCGUACAGUCAACAGGGCGAUAAAGUGUUCUGCUUCGUUUGUGAUAAAAAAAAGUGCUGUGAACAAAAUGUUCAAACAUCUGAUAACGAUACUCUACCUAACCAAGAAAACCUGGUCCAAACUAUCAAUUCCUUAUCGGCUAUCGUCAAUGAUAUGAAAAAGGUAAUCGAAGAGUUGGUCACAGAAAACAAAAAAUUGAGAGAGGAGAUCGAAUAUGUGAAAUCUCGAAAACAACAAACAGGGGAAUCUGGUCCAGAAGUAGAGGAGGCAGCUGUAGAAGAGGCUGUUGAGCGAAUACACCGGUCUCACAAUGUUAUUAUAAGAGGUGUUCCGGAGUACCAAGGAGAGGUAGCUCAACAAAAACAAGCAGACGAGGAAAUCGUUAUGAAUCUCAUAAAGACGGCAAUUCCCAGUGAUUUGGGCCAAAGUGUAGCUGAACUUUUUCCUCAACAUUUUGAAAUCUUUCGAUGUGACAGAAAUAAGAGAAGAGGUGGUGGCGUACUAGCGGCAGUCAAAAUUGGUUUUGUAGCUGAACGACUAAACCUUAUUUCCCCGGUACCUGAGAUAGAUCUUAUUGGUAUCAAAGUUCAAGGUAAUAGUACUUUCAUUUUCGUUGUGAUAUACAUUCCGCCAGCAUUACAUGUUGAUGCAUACACUCAAAUCUUUGAGUAUAUUGAAAGUGCCAUUGAUUUUUCAAAUCCGGUUGUUAUUGUAGGCGAUUUUAAUAUACCUGAGUUAGUAGAUUGUGCGUCUGGCCGGAACUCGUCACACAUCUUCAAUAUUUAUUCUCACUUCAUUUCGAUGAAUAACUUGAAACAACAUAAUUCAGUUUUAAACUCCAACAACAGAAUCUUGGACAUAGUUUUGACAACUGAUGAAGUCUCAGCUGAAGUAGCAAAUAGCAAUUUUCCAUUAGUUCGUGAAGAUGCUCACCACCCUUGCUUGGACAUCAAUUUAUUUAUCAAAGACCAAUCAAGUAAUCCAUUUCCAAGAACAUCGAACACAGUAAAAUUUAAUUUUCGUAAAGCAGAUUUAGUAAGAUUGUAUAAUGCCUUUAUUGAAACUGACUGGUCAGAAGUUUUAGACACAGUGGAUGUUGAGACAGCAUGUUCUACAUUUUAUGAUAUCAAUUUUAAAUUAUUAAAUGUUUAUGUUCCGAAGUGUUCGUCAUCAGCGAAGACAUAUUACCCUCCCUGGUUCACAAAAACGAUUAUAUCCAGGAUUAAAGAAAAACACAGGCUAUGGAAUCUCUAUAGGAAAAGUAAAUUGUUAACUUACUUGGAUAGAAUAAGAAUUCUAAAAUGCGACAUACGACGUAAUAUUCGGCAAGCUUAUAAAGUCUUCAUCAGUGAGGCUGAAAAUUCACUUCAUAAUGACCCAAAGAAGUUUUGGUCAUUCGUAAAUAAAAGAAGGAAAACUACUUGUGUUCCCAGUUGCAUGACAGCUGGUGAUGGUGUUAUAAUAUCUAAUCCGCAAGACAUAGUGAACGCAUUUGCAUCACAAUUCGCAAGUGUUUACACCAAUGACAACCAUAAACCCUGUGUUGCAUCAAGUUGUAAUAAAACUAACUGUGAAUACUGCGGAAGCUGCCGAUGCUCUUUAGUAAGUGAUAAUCCUAUUUGUGAUAAUUCCAUCUGUGAUAAUUCUGUCUGUGAUAACAAUCUCAUAUUCAACCUGCCUGUGAUUAAUGAUUGUGAUAUUUUAAAAGCUACGAAAAAAAUUAAACCAAAUUUCGUUUGUGGUCCAGAUGAUAUACCGGCAUUCUUAGUGAUUGAUUGUCUUCAGUAUUUGUUAAAACCUUUAUGUCAUAUAACCAACUUAAUUUUAAAGUCGUCUAUUUAUCCACAAAUGUGGAAAGUGUCUCGUGUAUUUCCUGUAUUUAAAGCUGGUGACAAAGCUAACAUUGUAAAUUACAGACCGAUAGCACUACUUAUAUCGAACUAUUCUAAAUUAUUCGAAUGUAUUAUGUCAGACUUCCUGUAUACCCACUGUAUUUCAAAAAUUGCCUUAGAACAGCAUGGAUUUAUAAAAGGAAGAUCCACUCUUACCAAUUUAUGUGAAUUCACUGAAUACGUAUCCUUAGCUUUAGAUAAUCGCUUUCAAGUUGAUGCCAUAUACACUGAUUUAUCCAAAGCUUUUGAUAGGGUUAAUCUGAAUGAAAUUUAUCUGCUGCAGCGCCAUCUCUGCAACCAAAAAAUCCCAUAA
Molecule: messenger RNA, 2208 nt
Organism: Zophobas morio
Lineage: Eukaryota; Metazoa; Arthropoda; Insecta; Coleoptera; Tenebrionidae
Exons: 4
Coding region: 1-2208 (735 amino acids)
Biological process (GO): cell adhesion involved in heart morphogenesis; larval heart development
Cellular component (GO): extracellular matrix
Source: RefSeq, a predicted model, not a curated record